This is a messenger RNA of Suricata suricatta (meerkat), 3266 nucleotides long. RefSeq names its product ribosome binding factor A (gene RBFA). Gene Ontology annotation, biological process: rRNA processing. Lineage: Eukaryota; Metazoa; Chordata; Mammalia; Carnivora; Herpestidae. The transcript has 7 exons. The record is from RefSeq and is a predicted model, not a curated record. The coding region runs from base 14 to 976 and encodes 320 amino acids.
UCUCCAGGCAGCCAUGUGGGCUUGGAGUCGGCGAGUGUGGCGGCUUCGCGAGAGGCUCCCGGCGCUGCUCGGCGGACGGCAAGCGGCGCUCCUCCCGGUCGGUGCCCGAGGCGUGCAUAGCUCUCCGGUCCCGUGUGGCAAGAACCUGCUCAAGAAAUUUGCUUCGAAAACCAAGAAGAAGUUUUGGUAUGAGGGUCCUUCCUUGGGCUCUCACCUGAUGUACAAGCCAUCCCAGUUGGAAUUCCUAACAAAGAGCACCUCCAGGAAAACCAGGAAGGAGGACCAGGUGCGCCUGAGGGCUCUGAACGGUCUCCUGUACAAAGCGCUGACCGACCUGUUGUGCACCCCUGAAGUGAGCCAGGAGGUCUGCGACCUGAACGUGCAGCUCUCCAAGGUCUCUCUGACGUCAGACUUCUCGGCCUGCCGCGUGUACUGGAGGACGACCCUGUCCGUGGAGCAGAACGCGCACGCCGAGGCCGUCCUGCGGAGGAGCGCCGCGCACAUGAGGCAUAUUUUGAUGUCCCAGCAAACCCUGAGGAACGUGCCACCGAUCGUGUUUCUUCAGGACAGAGGAAGCGCAGCUCUAGCUGAGGUUGAUUGGUUACUGGCAAAUGCGGAUUUUGGGCCCCCAGAGGAAGAAGAAGACUGUGUGCAAAGUGAUGCCAGGGGCCGUGGAGCCCUGGACGCCCCUCCACCACGCAGCACGCCGGGCUCUGCCACUUGCUCCAGUCUGUGUGGGAUCGAUCAUGAGGCGCUCAACAAACAGAUCAUGGAGUACAAGAGGAGAAGAGAGCGAGGGCGCAGGGGCGAGAGCCGCGCAGAGUCUCCACGGACGCACACUCAAGAGGGAAACGUGGCAGCUGGACCCCAUGCAGAUGCUGACGUCUCCUGCGGGGACCACCUGGACCCUGACCCGGAUGGCUCUUGGGGUGCAGGCCAGGUGGAGGUGACUGAGGGGCGGGGCAGGGAGGCAUGAGGGUCUGCUGCGCCGAACCACAGUCGCACGGCCCAGUGGACUUGUAAUUUAGCCUGAGAAGGAAGGGGGCCUGUGGGAACAGUCGGGCCUCCUGGUCCCGCUUCUCACCCUUCGCGAGCUCCCAGUGAAAAAGGCAGAGCGUUGUCCUGUUUGCGUGUGUUUCCACUCACCCUGAACAUGGUCUCCUGGUUGACGGUGGAACAGCCCCGAGUCUGGUUGUCCCCUGGCAGGACAGCUGCCACGCGCCUCACCGGGAAGUGUGGCUCAGGACUGCCACAGUGCUGUUGGAAGGAGGUGAAAGAAGUCCUCCUCCAGGUCUGACCUGGAGCAGCUUGCUCCCGGGCGUGGGGCGCCUCCGUUUCCUGGGUGACAUCAGUGUGAGAUCCUGGGAACGGUGUCCGCGCAGCGUGGAUGGUGAGACACGUGUUAGUGAGACGGAGCAGGGAGCCUCGGGAUUUGGCUUUUGUGAACAGUGCGGGAAGGAAGGGAGCACUGCUGUCACUCUGCACCUUCUGGGUGGGCGCCUGGACCCAGGGCCAGUGCCCAGCCGGCAGGCAGCCCCUCUGGAAUGGACCUGUUACAGAACACGGGCAAACCACCAGGAAACUUCUAGGCGCUUAGCGAUUCGGUGGCAUGCGUGUGACCCUGUCUGUCCUGGAAGGUGCAUGUAGACGUGUGCGGAGCAGUUGACCUGGGAGUGCAGUUGCUGGCGUGCAAACUCAGCUUGUGAAAAGUCACAUGCUUUGUUCUAACCAGGCGUGGGAAGACACACCUUGAGGCUGUUUGCUGCCUGGAAAAGGAGAGCUCAUCGGCCACCUUCCUGGGAGGUGGGGACAUGCUGUGCAGGGCCGCUCGGGAGCUUCAGGCUCAGUCACAGGCUGAGGGAGAGGAGACGCUAUGGCUUCUGUAGGAAGGAAGGCUGAGGCUGGACAGCGGGAGUAAUUGCAGCAGGCUCUACUUGUUGAGUCCGGGACCUGGAGGGUGUGCAGCAAAGGAGUGACUGGCUGCUGUGCAAGAGCGAGGUAAAGGAGGUGGUUGGGGGUGUGGGCUCUGGAUCGAUUGGUUUGCAUAUAAAAGGUGAGUUCACAGGGCAGCGGUUUUCUGUCUAUAGGAAUUAGCCCUGGGAGGGGUCGUCUCUCCUCAGCCAACAAGGCCCCCAAGAUGGUAAAACAUCACAGAUACACAGUAUGAAAAUCGUGACUCAUACAGGGCCCUGCGGCACCAACCAGCCAGUUUUGCUGACCGUAGACCUGGUCCCCUCUGCAGAAGGCGUCCAGACGUCCAUGCGGAGCAGCGGGCACAAGGCCUGGAUUCCUGGAUCCAAGGCCAGAGUGCCGUGUGGAUGGGGGUGUGCCUGUCUGUGUGUGUCAAAGCAGUGGGACUGGGAGAGGCCAGUGCAGGUGCUGGCUGACUCUUCUCUCUCUUUUCCACUUGUGCUUCCCGGCUCAGUUCUAUCAAAAGUGAACACAUGGCAGGAAAAAGGUGUUUUCAGACCUCGGAGAUUCUGUGCUCUGCACCCCUACACACUGUCUUAAGUUCUCCCGGUAAGGACAGUUUGAGACCAGAAGCGGAGCCAAGACUAGAACAGACACAGAGGGGCUGCUGUGUGCGGGCUGGUUUUACAGGGCUAAAGGGGAUGCUCACAGCAUGUCGGUUAGCUGCUGGCACGUAGUGUCCUGCCCGGAUUUAAGGGUUCAUCUUAUCUUUGGUUUGUGAAGAAAUCUCACUAACCGCAGGACUUCUGAGUGCAGAGUGCUUCCUAGGAAGUUCACCUGGGAUUUUGUUAAAAGGACUUGGAACUUCAGUUAAAGGGCGUUCACGGCUUCUGGGUUGGUGCGGGUGGAGGUCUGGGGAGUGGGCCUGGCAGCUCUGUGCCUCCCUUACCCCUUCAUGUGGUGUCCCAGGGUGUCCACGUGGGAGCUUCUGGUGGCACCGGCAGUCCCCCCUUCCACGUCCUGAGGACCAACUGUGCAAGUCCUAGAAAGGACUGAGUAGCCAGAGAACAGAACUGAAAAUAAUCUAGUAUUAGGAACUGGAACACCAAAUAGGACAGAAAAUGUAAUGGGCUUUCACGGGAAGACUGCCACAGAAGAUCUUUGUUUUUCAGUCUUUGGACAUUCACUUCGUGUCCAGGAUUUCCUCCCUCAAGUCUUCCCUCUGAUGUCUUGGCCUUCUAGGUCCUGUCAGUAAAGUUCAGAGUAUCUCCACCUUUCUUAUGGCAUCUUCUCUGUUCAAGAGUUUGUGAUACAUGCUUUUUUGGUUUUUUUAAUAAAAAGUACUUAGAAUAAAG